This is a messenger RNA of Oncorhynchus keta (chum salmon), 1297 nucleotides long. Its product is annotated as condensin complex subunit 3-like. Bases 1 to 1131 code for a protein of 376 amino acids. Gene Ontology annotation, cellular component: condensed chromosome; cytoplasm; condensin complex. The transcript has 10 exons. Lineage: Eukaryota; Metazoa; Chordata; Actinopteri; Salmoniformes; Salmonidae. Gene Ontology annotation, biological process: mitotic chromosome condensation. The record is from RefSeq and is a predicted model, not a curated record.
AUGAGAUCGCCCAGCCAGAUGAGUAUCGCCCAGCUCGAUGAGGCUAAGAUCCGUAUCAGCGCUCUGAGGUCAGUCGUCGACCUGCUGCUGCUCUACGGCUUCACACUGCUGUCUGAACGCCCCGGCGCCGCCCCCCAGACCUCCCAUUCGCCAGCCAACCAGGAAGACCAGGAGAAGGGGGAGGAGCCGGAGGAGGGGAGCAGCACCGCUCAGUCCAUCCUGAUGAUGCUGUCCGACUUCCUGGACAGCGAGGUAUCUGAGCUGCGUACCGAGACAGCGGAGGGUCUGGCCAAACUGAUGUAUUCCGGCCGGAUCUCCAGUGCCAAGCUCCUCUCCCGAUUGGUGUUGCUAUGGUACAACCCCGUCACCGAGGACGACACCAGACUACGCCACUGCCUCGGAGUGUUCUUCCAGCUGUACGCCCGGGAGAGCAGGGCCCACCAGGAGUGUGUAGAGGAGUGCUUCCUGCCCACCCUCCAGACCCUGCUGAAUGCCCCGGCUACGUCCCCAUUGGCCGAAGUGGACGUUACCAACGUAGCAGAGCUGCUGGUGGAGCUGACACGGCCCAGCUCUCUCAUAAAGCCUGGAGACCCACAGGAGGUGUGUGUCCAUGACCACCUGGCAGUGCGUGUGUGUGGUGAGAUGCUGAAGGACCCGUCAGCUCCCGAAGUCCGUCUCUUCGCCAAAGUCCUGAACAGUCUGGAGCUCAGUGCUGAUGGCAACACAACUAGAGACCUGGUGACCCUGUUACAACAAGUUACUCAGGAGGUGAAGGAUCGUAUCGCUCUGCGUGCUGUGGAGAAGCUGAUUGGACAACUGCAGGACUCCAACAACCAACCAGAUCUCAGCACUACGACACUACAGCCUGUAGCUGUCAACACUGAGGAGGCUGCCAACCAGGACCUGGACCAGUCUGCCAAGAGGCCCAGGAGAGGUCAGAGGAAACCCUCCACAGUCAAAGGAGCCAAGAAGUCCAGCAGAUCGGCAGAGUCCUCAGAGGAGAGUGAUGGGGAGAAUGUUCCAGACUCGGUGCCGGUACCCCGUCCGUCCCGCCGGGCCAAGACGCCAGCUUUGGACAAAACCAGACUGGACCUCAGUGCCCUCAUCAACCAGGAGGCCAACACCUCGUAGAGUCCCACGUCAGAUAGGGUAGAGAGGUCAGGAUGCCUAGUGGAAUCAGUAAUGUAUCAGAGUAGUGGACAUGUAGAUCAACAGGUUUAGAGACAGAAGGAAUUCCUAUCAUCAACCUGAAUGAAAAAUGUGCUUUUAUUGGAUUAAAUAAACUAUUAAACUUCCU